AUGUCCAGCUUUAAUGAAACCAUGACUCAGAUCAAGAAGCUGGAAGAGAGGGCCCUGGAAGAGUUCAGGGUGAUCAUACAGCAAGGACCAAGCUGGCUUGAGUUCUCAGAGAUGAUGGAUCAGCCAGACUAUGACUUGGAGACCUUUGUGAACAAGGCAGAAUCUGCCCUGACACAGCAGGCUAAGCAGGCUAAGCACUUCCCAGGCCUUCGAGAAGUUAUCAAGGCCCUGGGCCUAGCCAUGCAACUGGAAGAACAGAUAGAGCAAUUUCUCAAGAAGAUAUACCAAUUCCUGUUUACCCACAGUGAAGAUGUAAAGGAUACCCCUGCCAUAGAACAGCUGACUAAGGAAGACUUACAAGUGGUACAUAUAGAAAUCCUGUUCAGCCAGCUGGCUGUAAAUGUGAAAUCUCUUUUCAAAAUGAGUUUUUACAUUUUUAAACAGGUUCGGCAAGAUUUUGAGCAGGCUUUUCCAUUAUACUUCGUGUCUGAUGUGGAAUUAACGGAGCUACACCCCCUACAUUUAUCUAAAGAGAUAACCAGAAAGGAAGAGCUUCGGCAAAGGUAGAACAUACCAGUCUUCCAGCUGUUUCAUAAUUUCAGUCUCUCUAUUUGUGGGAGAGUCCAAGAAAUAAUACUGAAGACACUCAAUGAAAUUGAAGACUCUGGGAAUCGCAAAAAGGCCAAGUUAGACCAUAGAGGUAUGACUUCAGUGAUGUUACCUAAGCAAAAUGGAGAAAUGUGUGAGGAAUUUGGCAAGAAUUUAUCUGGAUGUUUCAAAUUUCAUAAGAGAUACCAAAAAUGUCACAACUACCUAUCUUAA
Molecule: messenger RNA, 822 nt
Organism: Mus pahari (shrew mouse)
Lineage: Eukaryota; Metazoa; Chordata; Mammalia; Rodentia; Muridae
Gene: Clul1
Product: clusterin like 1
Source: RefSeq, a predicted model, not a curated record